This is a messenger RNA of Nicotiana tabacum (common tobacco), 901 nucleotides long. RefSeq lists its product as uncharacterized. Gene Ontology annotation, molecular function: D-tyrosyl-tRNA(Tyr) deacylase activity. Gene Ontology annotation, cellular component: cytoplasm. Gene Ontology annotation, biological process: tRNA metabolic process. The record is from RefSeq and is a predicted model, not a curated record. Lineage: Eukaryota; Viridiplantae; Streptophyta; Magnoliopsida; Solanales; Solanaceae.
AAAUGUCAAAACCAUUUUCCGCCUUCCUCCUAAACCCAUAAAUUUGAACUAAUAUAAGAACGAAAACUCAAACAACCCGAAUAUUGCGCCGUAAUCGGACGCCUAGCUUGUCGCCGGCGAGGGAGAUCCAAUAUGAGGGCUGUAGUUCAGCGUGUUGCUUCAGCCAGUGUAGAGGUAGAAGGGCGUAUUGUAUCAGCAAUCGGGCCGGGCUUGCUGGUUCUGGUCGGGCUUCAUGAAUCUGACGUUGACUCCGAUGCUGACUACAUAUGUCGGAAAGUGUUGAACAUGAGACUGUUCCCAAAUGAGGAAACUGGAAAGACAUGGGAUCACAGUGUAGUUCAGAAGAGUUAUGAAAUUCUGUUAGUGAGUCAGUUUACACUGUAUGGGGUUCUGAAGGGAAACAAGCCGGAUUUUCACGUUGCAAUGCCUCCUGAGAAAGCGAAACCCUUCUAUGCCUCUUUGGUUGAGAAAUUCCAGAAAGCUUACAAACAGGAUGCAGUCAAAGAUGGUAUCUUUGGAGCAAUGAUGAAGGUUAACUUGGUUAAUGAUGGUCCUGUCACGAUGCAUCUUGAUUCAGCACAACCGUCAAAAUGAGGCAUGAAACAAUUGAUGAAGUGAUUCCUAUGCGCUUUGGUAGCAGUUUGGAUGAUAAAUCUCACAUUCUGAAAGCCAACAAGUGUUGGGUUAUUCAUUCAUAAAAUUUUUGUAACCUGAAAUCUCGAAAGGAGUCAAAAAGGGGGAAAAGAACAAUUUUCCCCCCCUAUCUUAACAAGAAGAAAUGUAAAGUUACCCAGGUGGAAUUUUAUUAUUCGCACAUGACUAUGCUCCAAACUCUUUCAUUUGGAUUUAAGUGUCAUGGAUAUGAACCUUCAGUUUAUGGUUGUUAUCGCUUGUUGAAAUA